GUCAGGCCGAUGACUGUACGGUGGCUGCGUUAUCUCGCACAGGGUGGCGAUGCCAUAUCGCGUAAGACACCUUCACUUUUGUCGCUCGCUUGGGCGGUCUUCAAUCUCGUUCCUCCUCAGAGGAACGGCUGCGCGGGUCGAGGCAGCGGGCGAUGGAAGCGGAGCGGAGCGGGUCGCCCGCCGAGGUCCUCAUGCGGGCCCGCGCGGCUGGGAGCACGUUCGGGCGCGCGCUCCCAGAGGUCGUGGGAGGUGCCCUCGCGUGCCACUCGGGAGCCCUCACCCUCGAGGACUGGAGCUCGCGGAGUUUGCGGAUCAGGCGGCGGCGAGCCGGUGCGGCGUCGGCGGGUCGUUGCCGGAGCAGGAAGCCGCUGUUGCGGCGGCUGACCUCUACGGCCUGUUCGGUGGUGUCGAGGGCUCGAUGGCGGAUUCCAAGUACCUGAGGGAAAAUGUGAAGAUCGCGGGAGCCGACGUGCCGUUGAAUGGUGGAGCGGCGUGGCAGCGGCUCCUGGCCGAGAUCGAGGUAGCGAUGCGAUUGUCGCACCCCCCCCCGGAGAAGCUCAGGACUCUGACAGGGGCAGCCGUGCGCUGCGGCGGCACGGGCGUGCACGGGCAUCAGAGGUGGGAGGACAUAUCUUGCAAGUUGAUGUUGUCUGUAGCGUACGAGCCUUUGCGUCGGCGCAUCCGCUAUGUCGCUGCCCGUGUAACAUGGGUCCUCAAGCGCCAGAAGACGACAAUUUGCGAGUGGAUGGCGAGCUUGACCACAGGUCCAGCAUCGCGGCAGUACUCGCCCCUCUUCGCGCAGCACUUGGAGGUGUUGCGCACGUGCCCUUUGGUGCAUGAGUUGGUGUUCGGUGCUUAUGACAGUGCGGCAUCGAUUGUUGGAGAGAAUAUUUUGAAGUGCCUCCAGGGCACCUUGAUUGCUGGAUGCACCAAUCCGGAACUCGUACUUCGACCCGCCACCGAGCCUGCUUUCGAUGCCACCAAGAUCGUUGCACGAGUGCCUCCACAGAGCGGUCAUGGAGGUCCUGCGCGGCAGCGCGUUGUGGCAGAGACGCGCCGUCGAAGUAGUCGCCCUGGAGUGUUGCCAGCUCAUUUGCACGAUCGUGUCUUCGAGCCCCGCGAUACAGAGGGGUCCUUGCCGUUCGUGGAGGUCAGGCUGCGCAGGGCUUUUGCGGUGCUUGCAGGCACUCUGGCCAACCAGGCGUUCGCGUUUGCAGACACGGCCAUGUCCUCGUUCUGUCGUCGUCACGUCGACGUGGCCAUGUGCGGGAUCGAUUUCAACCCAGAGCAGCGCAGAGUGCUCGACGCGCAGCAGGCAGAGCACUCGGCGCGGGCACGGCAGGCCGAGACUCGCUUCACGGCAGUGCGCCACUGCCUCGCCACGCUUCGCGGCGCGCGCUAGCUGGCACGGCCAGCUACGGGGUCCGGCGAGCUCCCAGCCGAAAGUCUCGCUCCCGCCCUUCCGGCGCAACCUCGGGGGGCGGCAGGAGCGUGCGGUUUCGGUUUCGGAGCCCCGUCGCCGAUCCCUCGCGGUGCACCGCCGCUUCCAGGGCGACGCUUUCCCCCCCGAGCUGGUCCCUCCACGACGGUGCCCUUCAACCUCGAACCAG
Molecule: messenger RNA, 1610 nt
Organism: Prorocentrum cordatum
Lineage: Eukaryota; Dinophyceae; Prorocentrales; Prorocentraceae
Source: the annotation of a GenBank genome assembly